Molecule: messenger RNA, 1843 nt
Organism: Cannabis sativa
Lineage: Eukaryota; Viridiplantae; Streptophyta; Magnoliopsida; Rosales; Cannabaceae
Exons: 6
Coding region: 236-1537 (433 amino acids)
Source: RefSeq, a predicted model, not a curated record
UGUUGGGAUCCAAUGGUAGAGAGAGGAGCAUUGAUCAGCGGCUGAAAAAGCAGUUAAGACAUAUAGUUGUAAAAUUAAGAGCUCGCGCUCUUUCUCAUCUUAUUUCAUUUCUCCAGUUUUAUUUUAUUUGUAGCAUUAGAAAUAGUCGAGGAGGAGAGAGAGAGAGAGAAAAUAAUAAUAAUAAAAAAAACAUCUUUGAAGGUGGUGGUUGUGGCAGUUUCAUAGAAAACCAAAAAUGGCGUACAGAAGAAGGCAAGGAAUCACGAGAGCCUCAACCUUUAAAGAAGAAAUUCAUCAUCCUCUAAACGAUGUCGUCGAGAAUCAUUCAUCUUCAACCUCUUCGUCUUCUUCGUCUCUUGCUGCUAAAGCCAUUCGAGCUUCCUCUGCUCUUCGUGAAACCUCCCUCUCAUUUGAUCGUCACCGUGAUCGAUCCAAGGAAUUUGAUAAGUAUGGAGAUGGGUCAAUUGGAGAUGAGUCGACAAAUGGGUUUUGGGGUGUUCUGGCUCGGAAAGCCAAAGCCAUACUCGAUGAUGAUGAUCCCGGUUCCCAACAACAUUAUAUGUCUCCCAAAACCACUUCACAAUCCUACAAUAAUCCCACAACUCAAUCUCAGUUUCCGGAGCAAUCAGACCAAUCGAAUGAGAAUAUGAAGAAAGGGGAUAAUCGUAAGUUCCGUAAGGGCUUGAAUGCCCUCACCACUUCCCUUAAUCAGCUUGGGGACACAUUUGAGAAGGCAUUUGAGGAAGGUCGAACAAUUGUGGAGAACAAGACGGCAGAUAUUAUUCAAGAAACUCGCAAAUUGCAAAUGAAGCGACAAGGAAGCAAUUCCGAGUCACAAUAUCAAUCUCUUUAUGCAAAUAAUAGUUCAGGGCAGCAACCUCAGCAUCACAUGCAAAUGCAACCAACACAGCCUCACACUCAAACCAACCACGAAACUCAACUCAAGGCAUCUCGCGACGUUGCCAUGGCUACAGCUGCUAAAGCAAAACUACUACUUCGAGAGCUGAAAACGGUGAAGGCAGAUCUAGCUUUUGCAAAGGAACGAUGUUCUCAACUCGAAGAUGAAAACAAAAUCCUUCGGGAGAACCGUGAGAAAGGAGAUCAUCGUGCAGAUGAUGACUUGAUCCGCCUUCAAUUGGAGACACUAUUGGCUGAGAAAGCUCGUUUAGCUAAUGAAAAUUCAACAUAUGCUCGUGAAAACCGCUUCCUCAGAGAAAUUGUUGAAUACCACCAGCUGACAAUGCAGGAUGUUGUGUAUCUCGAUGAGGGCAGCGAAGAAGUUACUGAAGUUUACCCAGUUCCUGGUUCCUCUGUAGUUUCAAAAAUGAUUUCUGUAUCCCCAAGGUCAUCUACGUCAGAUUCAUUAGUUCCCGAGGAAGAUUCCGCAACCGAUGAUCCUGAAGAGACUAAGGAGAUGUUUCCCCUUAACAGACAGAGUCAAGAAACUCUGGAUGUUUUUGGAGAGAAUGAGCCAACAACUUCCGACUUAUUAGUUCUGGUGGAAGAACCUACUAAGAGACCUGAAUCUUCUAACUAAAUGUUGUUCUCUGUUCUGAUUUUCAUCCCAAGUUUGUGCAGCAUUUGUUGAUUAUUAUUAUUUUUUUUUUGUGGGUUAUUUUCCCUGCAUUUAGGGAGGGUAGGUUUGGUCUUGGCGGCAGUUAUUUUAUGUAACAUUUCUUUUUCAUGGCUUGUUUAGUUCAGUGUACGAUGAAACUGAAGCAUAUAUUGUCAGUGCUUUCCUUGUUCAUGAGUGCCGAGUAUAUUUUUUUUGCUUGAAGAGUGCAGAGUACUUGUACGUUGAAGAGUUUGCAAUUUUAUAGAAACAAAUCAGGACUUUUGAGUA